This is a messenger RNA of Microplitis mediator, 1613 nucleotides long. Its product is annotated as pro-resilin-like. The record is from RefSeq and is a predicted model, not a curated record. Gene Ontology annotation, cellular component: extracellular matrix. Lineage: Eukaryota; Metazoa; Arthropoda; Insecta; Hymenoptera; Braconidae. The transcript is spliced from 4 exons. The coding region runs from base 114 to 1157 and encodes 347 amino acids.
CACAACAGCACAAUUCUGAUAAAUUGUAACGAGGCUGAUGCCUCCCCUGAGUAUAUAUAAACAUCACGAGUCAUCAUCUUCUCAGUUCUCAAAAGGUUCUCUACUUCAACGAUAUGACUUCUUUAUUCCAGUUAACCGGCAAGAUUCUACUGGCGCUGUGUUGCGUCAGAACAGCAACCGUUUUUGCGGGAUUGUUACCAGAGGCUGAUAGCAACGGUUACCAAUACAACAGGCCAAUAACAACAACUGGCGGGGGAGCAUUUGCUGGUCUUGGUGCUAUUGUCGAUCCCUCUAAUAGACGAUCUGGAUACACUAGAGAUAGUUCAUCUGGACGAUUGCCGUUGGGAUUGAACCCUUUGACAAGUCCAGGAUUCGGUGGGAGUGGGAGUGGUAGUGGUAGUGGUAGUGGUAGUGGUAGUGGUAGUGUAGUUGGUGGUGGUAGUGUUAAUGCAUUUGACUUUGGGGGCAGAACAACAAAUACCUACAGUGCACCUGGAUUUGCAAACGAUUUUGCUAGAGGUAUCGGUUACAAUCCAAGGCCGACUAAUACGUACAAUCUUCCUAAUGGAUACAAUUCCAUUGGAAACUAUCAGGGGGACGGAGGCAUUGCUCCUGGUUACAACGGAAUCAAUGAUCCUUAUCGUAAUCGCUACGAUCUAGACGACAACCGACCUCGACCCUACAGCUUUCAAUACCAAGUGUUUGAUCCACCGAGUGGUAACGAUUACGGGCAGCAGGAGUCUAGCGAUGGAAAUGUUGUCCAAGGAGAAUAUCGAGUUCUUUUACCAGACUCGAGGACACAAAUCGUUAAAUAUACGGCCGACAAUGUCAACGGAUACAACGCAAACGUACAAUACGAGGGUCAAGCACAGUAUCCCAACACUAUAACUGCUAACUCUCCCACUUCAGUGGGCUAUCAAUUUCCGGGUUCAGCUUCUGAGGGUCCUUAUCAGCCAUCCGGUUUUCCUGGUCUUAUUCCCUAUCAAGGUAAAAUAGGUGGCGUUGGUGGUAUUAGUGGUGUUGGUGGCUACAGCAGGCCCAAUGGAGACAGAUUUACUGGUGCAAAUAACAACAUCUUUGGUAACAGUCGCGGUGUUGCCGUAAGUACUGGCCCUGGAAAUCAAUACUUACCUCCAACCGGUGGAUAUGGCAAAUGAUCAUCUCAACCAAUACAACUUUCGUCGAACCCCACAAUUUUAUGGUAACGAAAAAAAAAUAAAAUUUUUUUUUCUAUUCUUUUAAAAAUGAUUUUCAACUGGCACUCAAUCCAGCAUUAUACCAAUGGUUGGUUGGCUACCGCAAAGAUAAGCUCCGCAAAAUGUUGAUCGUGAUACUACUGCCGCUUUUUUUUCUCACUGACAUAAAAAACGUUCUUCCGCAUUAAAUCUAGAGCAUUAUUUUUUACAUGUGAUUAUAAACAUAUCCUACAUCCACAACAUGUACACUUUAAUAUGUAUAAAUAUUAAUUCAGAGUGCUACUAUAUCCAACUCUUACUCGUUAUAACUAAACAAUUUAUAAUUGUAUGCAAUGUAUACACUUUCCCAUUGUUAAUAUAUUUGCACACUGCUAUCUAUGUGAUAUAAAUGAUAAUCAAAUAUACAAAUAUAUUAAA